This is a messenger RNA of Carassius carassius (crucian carp), 1187 nucleotides long. RefSeq names its product CD209 antigen-like protein C. Gene Ontology annotation, cellular component: external side of plasma membrane. Gene Ontology annotation, molecular function: fucose binding; D-mannose binding. The transcript is spliced from 4 exons. NCBI's taxonomy places the organism in Eukaryota, Metazoa, Chordata, Actinopteri, Cypriniformes, Cyprinidae. Gene Ontology annotation, biological process: biological process involved in interspecies interaction between organisms. The record is from RefSeq and is a predicted model, not a curated record. The coding region runs from base 21 to 767 and encodes 248 amino acids.
ACUGACCAACACAGUGGAUAAUGGAUUCAGAAGAUAUUUAUGAAAAUGUUGAAUGCAAAGAUAUUGUGAGCACAACUGGAGCGCAAACUCAGAGUCACGGCCGGGAUGAAAGAAAAUAUCUCAAACACAGAGAAACUAGAUGUUUGGUGUUGAUCUCAGUGGGUCUCGGGCUCAUUUGUGCUCUUCUGCUGGUCUUCAUCAUACUGCUCAACAUCACCAUCACAGCAGAGAGAGACCUGAUAAAGAGUUACAAGAACACAGUUGAAGAGCUCAAUCAAACCAUCAACCGCUUACAGGACAAUUAUACUGAUCUAACACAGAAGAACCUGCUGCUGGAGACCAGAGUCAAUGAUCUCACUGAUGAGAAAAAACAGUUACAGAGAGAUUUUGACUCUUUGAAUAUGAAGGGCCUAGUUAAUUUCUUCAUGUCCACUGAGUUGAGCUGGUCUGACAGCAGACAGUACUGCAGGGAUCGUGGAGCUGAUCUGGUCAUUAUCAACACUGAAGAGAAGCAGAGGUUCAUAUCUUCAUUAGUCAAGGAAAGAGUGUGGAUUGGUUUGUCUGACACAGAGAACGAGGACAUCAUGAAAUGGGUGGAUAAUUCACCACUGAAACAAGGGUUUUGGUCAACGGGUGAGCCAAACAAUGAUGGAAAUGAGGACUGUAUUGAAAUGAAUUUUAAUAGAGAGAAGCCAGGAUGGUCACCGCUGAACAGCUGGAAUGAUCUUUCAUGCUCCAAGAAGAAAAAGGGGAUUUGUGAGAAAUAGGGUUCAACCUUUUCUAACGGUUUUGCUUUUUUUUUUGUAAUGUAAUCAUUCUUAUUGUAAACGCAUAAGUUCUUAUUUAGGUCCUGCCUUUAAAAUAAAAACAAUCAGCGGAUCUUAAAUUUGUUAAAAGGACAAUGUGUAAUUUUCUUAUGGUUAUAAUAAUCUUUAUUUCUGAUGCCGUGAAUUUGGGUGAUCUGUGACACAAAACCUCUGAUGUGUUCAUGUUUUUCUCCAUCACAAGCAGCUCUAUAUUAAUAUGAUCUUAGUUCAGCUGUUAUCAUGAUCUCAUUUGUUGAUCUGAAGUGUUGAGGAGACAAUCAUAGUAAACUACAGAAGUCUAAAGUGUCCAGAUUACUCUGAUUCACUUUCUUAUUCUGAUAUUGAGUGUCAUUAAUUGAUUUCUCUCUGAAUAAAUGUGCC